UCGAUGCCGAGAGAAUUGUAUGAUCUUGAAUUAGACAAAAGAAAAAAUCAACUUUUCGACUAUUUUAUUUAAAUAACAACAAAAUAUACACGUAGCUGCGAGGCUAAAAGUGGCUUCCUAUUCGCCAGCUUCGUGUUCGAAUAACCCCGCUCCACCUUAAAUGGGGCAGCAGGUACAUUCUGGCGUCUGAGGCGUUAUAAUAAUAACUGCUGCACCGUUUAAGGUGGAACGGGAAAGUUCGAACGAGAAGCUGACUUCAGCUCCGUCACGUAGCUGAUGCUUUGUUGUGACUAAUUGUCUCAGAAGCUUGUUGUUCAUUGACACCAGCAGAUGUGAAGAGGAGGCACAAUGGUUUCCAAAGCAGGACAUCUCCGGAGCUGAAUGAACUUCAGGACAGAAAGGAUGCUCUCAUCUCUCUCUGCUCGAGCUUCACAGUAUGGACUGUGGCCGAGGAGAUACCUGUGGACACUUGUUUGCUUUUACCUUCUCUUGUUCCUCUCUGAGAGCUGCGACAAGCGCUGCUUCAGUGGAAGAUGCGUUAAUGGAAGCUGCAUCUGUGACCAUGGCUGGGUGGGAGAGCAGUGUCAGCACUGUCAGGGGAGAUUCAAAUUGACUGAACCAUCAGGAUCACUCACAGAUGGCCCCGUGAACUACAAGUACAAGACCAAAUGCACAUGGCUCAUCGAGGGGUUUCCAGAUGCUGUCCUCAGGUUGAGAUUUAAUCAUUUUGCUACAGAGUGUGGUUGGGACCACAUGUACGUCUUUGAUGGAGACUCCAUCUAUGCACCUUUGGUAGCUGUAUUCAGUGGCUUGGUCGUUCCUGAAACAAAAGAGAAUGAAAGCAUCCCAGAGGUGGUGACCACAUCUGGUUUUGCCUUGUUGCAUUUUUUCAGUGACGCAGCUUACAACCUCACAGGAUUUGACAUCAUCUAUUUAGUAAAUUCCUGUCCUAAUAACUGCUCAGCUCAUGGAAAGUGUACUGUGGGUGACUCCAUCUCUACCAAUGCGAAGUGUGAAUGCGAUAAGUACUGGAAGGGCGAGGCCUGUGACAUCCCCUACUGCUGGAACAACUGUGGUGGUCCUGACCAUGGAUACUGUGACCUCACUGGAGAAAAGCUCUGCAUCUGCAAUAACAGCUGGCAAGGCCCAGACUGCUCACUGCCAGACCUUUCUGAUGAACCCUACUGGUAUCUGCCUAACAUGAAGCCUGAUAUACAGCCUCUGGGACGAGCAUCUCAUAAGGCAGUGGUGCAUGGAAAACUGAUGUGGGUGAUCGGAGGAUACAGCUUCAACUACAGCUCUUCUCUGAUGGUCUUAAAUUACAAUCUGGAGACCAGUGUAUGGGGUGUGGUUCCAAGCAGCAGUGGUCCAGUGCAACGAUAUGGACACUCUCUGGCUCUGUAUCAGGAUGAUCUCUACAUGUUUGGUGGGAAGUUAGAGGGCAGCACUGAUGAUGUUACAGAUGAACUAUGGGUGUUCAACACAGCAAGCAGGUCCUGGACUCUCCGGACUCCUAGCCUUCUGGUGCAGGCCCAGCUCUUUGCUGUGGAAGGCCACACCGCUCACAUAGUUGAGAUGAGCCAUGGAGAGCCUGUUAUGUUAGUGCUGUUUGGAUACUCUCCCAUCUACAGCUACAUCAGCCACAUACAACAGUACAGCUUACGCACUAACUCAUGGCUGCUUGUGGAGACUCGAGGAGCGCGAGUACAGGGAAGCUAUGGGCACAGCAGUGUGUAUGAUGACUCCUCUCACUCCAUAUACGUCCAUGGAGGAUACAAAGCUCCGUCUUCCAACAAAUAUGGCCUUGUGGACCACCUCUACCGCUACCAUGUCCAUACACGCACAUGGUUCAUUCUGAAGGAAAGUGGUCUGGCCCGGUAUCUUCACUCGGCAGUGCUGAUCAGUGGAGCAAUGCUGGUGUUUGGAGGAAACACUCACAAUGACACGUCACUCAGCAGUGGAGCCAAGUGUUUCUCGUCUGACUUUCUUUCAUAUGACAUUGCAUGUGAUGAAUGGACGGUUCUGCCGAAGCCUGAGCUCCACCAUGAUGUCAACCGUUUUGGACAUACUGCAGUAGUGAGUAAUGGCUCCAUGUACAUGUUUGGUGGCUUCUCUGGUGUGAUACUGAACGAUGUGCUGGUGUAUAAGUCUGCCAGCUGUGAAGCCUUUACUGAUGAGCAGCUCUGUCAAAAUGCUGGCCCUGGCAUCCGCUGCGAAUGGGUUAAGGGUCAUUGUGCCCCAUGGGACUCUCACACACAGAACAACACUGAUUCUUUCUGCCCUGACCGCAGCAAUGCAACAGAUGAGCAGUGCUUCCACUACUCUGACUGCUCCUCCUGCACCGCCAACACCAAAGGCUGCCAGUGGUGUGAGGAUAAGAAGUGCAUCUCUGCUUCCAGCAGCUGCGCUCAGUCUGUGAAGAACUUCACUGAAUGCCACGUCCGCAGUGAGCAGAUAUGCAGUGAGCUGACCAACUGCAGAAGCUGCUCUGUCAACAUCAACUGCCAGUGGGAGCCACAGAUGCAGGAGUGCCAUGCCAUGCCCAUCCAGUUGUGUGGUGAAGGCUGGAGUCAUGUUGGCGAGGUCUGUCUGAGACUAAACCCCAGCAGAGACAGUUACGACAACGCCCAGCACUACUGUAAAAACCUGAAUGGAAACAUUGCGUCACUUACUUCAGCUAAACAGGUGGAUUUUGUACUGGUGGAACUGCAGAGAUUACAGCGACAAGAACAAAAUCUGUCUCCUUGGGUGGGUCUGAGGAAGAUAAAUGUGUCGUACUGGGGCUGGGAAGACUUGUCUCCUUUCACAAACAACACGUUGCACUGGUUACAAGGGGAGCCCAGUGACUCUGGCUUCUGUGCGCACCUGGAGAAAACCCAAGUGACUGGACUCAGAACUAAACCCUGCACUGCCAGCACAGAUGGCCUAAUCUGUCAGAAACCCAUUGCGAGUCCGAGCCCGAGGGUGCUCCCAUGUAAGACGCCCUGCUCACUGCGCAGCACCUGCGAUAACUGCACCGGCCAGGCCAUGGGGUGUGUGUGGUGCAGCAACACUAAACGCUGUGUGGAUUCUAACGCCUACGUCGUCUCUUUCCCAUAUGGACAGUGUUUGGAGUGGCAGACUGGAGACUGCAGAUCUCAGAACUGUUCAGGGCUUCAUUCGUGUGGUCAGUGUUUGGAGCAGCCGGCCUGUGGCUGGUGUGGAGACCCAAGUGACACUGGUCAGGGACGCUGUGUUGAGGGUUCCUACCGUGGAGCAGUGAAGAGACUGAAUGAGCAGAAGCACAUGAUGAUCUUGGACACAAGCCUGUGCCCAGUAGAAAGAGGAUAUAAAUGGGACUUUAUACAGUGUCCAGUAUGUCAGUGUAAUGGACACAGUACCUGCGUGAACGGAAGCUUGUGUGUACAGUGUAGAAACUUCACUACGGGACAGCAGUGCCAAACCUGCCUACCUGGGUACUAUGGUGACCCCACCAAUGGAGGAGCGUGCCGAGCCUGUAGAUGCAACGGUCAUGCCAACUCAUGCCAUGCAACGUCUGGCAAGUGCUACUGCACCACUAAAGGGGUCAAAGGAGACCAGUGCCAGCUUUGUGACUCCAUGAACCGUUACCUUGGCAACCCUCUCAGAGGAACAUGUUACUAUAACCUUCUGAUAGACUACCAUUUCACCUUCAGUCUUCUGCAGGAAGAUGAUCACCAAUAUACAACCAUUAACUUCAUGGCCUCUCCAGAUCAGCCCAAUAAGAACAUGGAGAUGUUUAUCAAUGCAUCAAACAACUUCAAUCUCAACAUUACAUGGUCCUUUGGCUCAGCAGUUGGCACAGUGUUGUGGGAAGAAUUCUCCAUCGUGUCCAAGAACAACAUUAAAGACUACAAAAACACCUUCUCUUGUGAGAGAUUUGGUUUCCGUGCCAACCCCAAUAUUACCUUCUAUGUCUAUGUCAGCAACUUCUCAUGGCCCAUCAAAAUCCAGAUUACCUUCUCCCAGCACAGCAGCAUCAUGGACCUGGUCCAGUUCUUUGUGACCUUUUUCAGCUGUUUCCUUUCCCUUUUGCUGGUUGCUGCGGUGGUUUGGAAAGUAAAGCAGACAUGCUGGGCUUCCAGGAGGAGGGAGCAGCUCAUGCGGGAGCGGCAGCAGAUGGCCAGCCGGCCCUUUGCCUUGGUUCCAGUGUGUCUCGAGGUGACUGAGGAGGAGGAGGAGCUUCUCAUGGACCAAGUGGAGACUGAGCCUGGCCCCAUAGCCGUCGAGCCGUGUUCAGGUACCCGAGCUGCAGUACUGACUGUGUUGGUCAACUUGCCCCGAGAGAACUCUGGAGUGCCUCCUCCAGGCCAGUCUGGCAUCGCCGUAGCCAGCGCCCUUAUUGAUACCUCACAGCAGAAGCCCGCCGACUUCAAAGAAGAGGGCUUGGGCAUGAAGAGUCGCAAACAGCACCUUGUACCGCACCGGAGUACUUGUGUUUGA
Molecule: messenger RNA, 4461 nt
Organism: Colossoma macropomum (tambaqui)
Lineage: Eukaryota; Metazoa; Chordata; Actinopteri; Characiformes; Serrasalmidae
Gene: atrnl1a
Product: attractin-like 1a
Cellular component (GO): Golgi apparatus
Molecular function (GO): protein binding
Source: RefSeq, a predicted model, not a curated record